Capronia epimyces CBS 606.96 is the source of this 2076-nucleotide messenger RNA. RefSeq lists its product as uncharacterized. Lineage: Eukaryota; Fungi; Ascomycota; Eurotiomycetes; Chaetothyriales; Herpotrichiellaceae. The record is from RefSeq and is a predicted model, not a curated record. The transcript has 2 exons. Gene Ontology annotation, molecular function: ribosome binding; ubiquitin protein ligase activity. Gene Ontology annotation, biological process: rescue of stalled cytosolic ribosome; protein ubiquitination. Bases 1 to 2076 code for a protein of 691 amino acids.
AUGUCUCAAUUGCAUCUUGCAACCACCAAACGUGCCACAUUUGUGCGUUACGGCUACGGGCCCUGUACAAAACACGGGCUUGUGCUCACUACAGAGGCACCGUUUGUGAUUUUUACUGACAGCGCGGACAAGCGGUUCGAAGAAUUCGCGGAUAGCGAUUUUGUCAAGGUCGACGAGAAUUUGGGGAUCAAGUACGAGAAGGAUGUCAUUUUCGAAGAUACUAUCCUACUCUUGAGGUACAAUUGUCCCGACAAGGAUUGUGACGUCGCGUGUCGCGGAUGGCCAGAUCUGCAUCGCCAUGUCAAGACCAAGCACGGAAAGGUGAUGUGCGAUUUAUGCACCAGGAAUAAGAAAGUUUUCACUCAUGAACAUGAACUCUUCACAUUGAACGAGCUUCGAAGGCAUGAAAAAUACGGGGAUGACAUGCCAGGGGCAGUCACUCAGUCCGGCUUCAAAGGUCAUCCGGAAUGUGGCUUUUGCAAACAGAGGUUCUAUGGGGACGACGAACUUUACACCCAUUGCCGCGAGAAGCAUGAGCGGUGUCACAUCUGUGAUAGACGCAACGGGGGGAGAAACCCACAGUACUACCUCAACUACCAAGAACUGGAGAAGCAUUUCGCGGCCGAGCAUUUCGUCUGUUUGGAUGCUGAAUGUCAAGCCAACAAAACCAAUGUGUUCGAAUCCGAAAUGGAUCUCAAGGCGCAUCAACUCUCUGAGCAUCCCAACGGGCUUUCAAAGGACGCCCGCAGAGAUGCCCGGCUCGUCAAUCUCUCAGGCUUUGAGAUUCGCACACCAUAUCAACCACAGCGGAGGGACGGUCGAGAGAAUCGUAGUAGUGGGAGAGGCCGGGAUCCCAAUGCUGAACCGCUGCCAAUUUCCAGCGCUCAACCUCUGAGUCGCGCUGAGCUCGCAUAUCAGAGGCAGAUGGCAAUUCAAAGCUCUCAGUCCGUAUCCAACAGGAAUUUCGGAGGGCAACUCACACAACCUACACGUUCUCCACACGUGCCUCGCGCCCAACCAGUUCCUGCAGCGCAGCCCCAGCCGUUGCCACCGGUAGAAAACCUCAGCCUCGAACCCGGUUCUACCCCAACAGCGAAUGCGACACCCCAGGAGCAGGCCCGUGCGCUGCGGCACCAAACCGUGAGCGACCGUGCCUCGACACUGUUGAAGAAUGACAAAACGAAGCUGUCACAAUUCCGCACCCAUGUCUCGGCCUACCGUAGCGGCACCAUCUCCGCAACAGACCUGAUCGACUCGUUCUUUUCUCUCUUCGACUGUCCUAGUACCGAACUCGGCAAGCUCAUCAGGGAACUUGCCGACCUGUACGAGGAUGAUGCAAAACGUCAAUCCCUUCUCCAAGCCUGGAAUGACUGGCGCAGCAUUAACGAAGAUUAUCCCAGUCUGCCAGGCCCAAGCGGGUCAUUGCCGGGCGCCUCGAGUGGCACCACAGGUUCGGGCAGUGGAAGACGAGUGCUGACCCUGAAGAAGAGUACAGCGCAGUCGUCUCGCUCGGCCGUCUCGAGACAAGGCUCAUGGGGCAACGCACUCUCCAAUGGUACGAGCCGGGACCCUUUCCCUGCUUUAUCCUCUGCGAACAACAACACUCGCAGAACGGCGACACAAGCAGCCUGGGGCAAUACAUCUGCACCACAAGUCGCCAGCACGACGGUGAGCGUGGCGCCUCUCUCCCGUCCAACCCCCACCACGGCAUCAACAAUCCGUCAAUCUACACACAACAGCCGGCCACCGAGGCCGACGGAGGAUAUGUUCCCGUCACUGCCGGCUGCGCCAAAGCCGAACACCAUGAUUUCGGGCUUCAACACUCGUGGCUCCGUCCGCUGGCUCGACUCAAGCCGCAACUCCCCAUCUGGCUCAGGAACAGCCACUCCAGCAAAUGCAUGGGCCAACGGUGGAUUGACUCCGACUCCUGCGCAGGCGGCUGCAGUGGCCAGGUCUACUGCUGGAAGCGCCAGCGCUGCGGGCUUCGGCGGUGAUUACGAGAUUGGAGAUGGCACAUCGGGAAAGAAGAAGGGCAAAAAGUCCAAAAAGGGCGAGACGCUGUUUCAUUUCGGAUAA